Messenger RNA from Styela clava, 7355 nucleotides. RefSeq lists its product as uncharacterized. Gene Ontology annotation, molecular function: DNA-binding transcription factor activity, RNA polymerase II-specific; RNA polymerase II cis-regulatory region sequence-specific DNA binding. NCBI's taxonomy places the organism in Eukaryota, Metazoa, Chordata, Ascidiacea, Stolidobranchia, Styelidae. The record is from RefSeq and is a predicted model, not a curated record. Gene Ontology annotation, biological process: regulation of DNA-templated transcription.
AAUCUAUAUUUCCAUUACAGUAUAAAAUUUUAAAGUACCAGAUUUUAGUAGAUAUUUGUAUUUGCAAUCUGGGUUUCUCCUGAAAUUUUGAGGAUGUCGGGGGGUCCUCCUAUGCACCCGCCCACCGAUGUCUUGGAAGCACUGGAUGAAAUGAUGGUCGGUCGUCGUCAUAGACCAGAACAUCUUGACCAUCGCUCCAUUAUUGACACCAGAGGUCUCCCUCUGAUGCAACCGAGUGGAAUACAAAGACCCUAUGCUCUUAACGCAAGAGAAAAUCUGUACCUGCCGCCGAGUAAUCAUGAGAGACAUUAUAUCAAUGCGACUCCCCCGAGAGAAAAUCAUUCUUUACUUCAAGCAGGUCGUGACCGUGGUUAUGGGCAAAUAUCAAGAGAUUCUCCAUUCUUGCCACCUAGCAAUCGCGAUCGUCAGUUUCACGGAAACCAACGAGAUAGCCCGUCCAUGCAUGUUGUCAGUCAUGAACAACAAUAUGUUAAUAGAGCAAGAGAGAGUCCAUCUUUGCAUUCAGGUACUCAUGAACAUCACUUCGUUGGUUCUUCAAGAGAAAGUUCAGCGUUACGUACUCACCAGCGUGAAUAUGCUGAUAAUCCAAGCACAAGUCAGUCCAUGUUAGUAAAUAGCCAUGAACGACAAUAUCCUAACAAUAAUGAGUUGCAAGAAACUACAUCUAUUAUUGUAAAUAAUACAGAGCCACAGUUCGAUCGGAGAGAAAGUUUGAAUCAAAUUGUUCAAACGCCUAGUCAUGAACAACAACAACCCGCAGAGGAAGCUUCAGAACCAGAGCCGUUUCCUGCGCCCACUAGCCGUGAAAGAAUUUCUUCAGGAGAUCCAAGAGAUGAACCUUUUCCGAUGCCGACAAGUACCAGAGAGCGUCAAUCUUCUGAAAGUCUUAAAGAUGCUCCGUUCCCCCCGCCUGCGAACCGUUCUUACACGGGAGCUUCUAUACUACAAGGAGGCAAUCAUGCUGGUCGUUCACAGACAGAUGGAUUGAUAACAGAAUUGGCGGAAGCAUUGGCUCAAAUGCAGGAAUCUGUGGGAGUAGGAACAACCUCGUCUUCAAGGAAUCUAGAAAGUUGUAGCGCGGUUAAAGAUGUAGGAACAGUUAUUGCAGAAGCUACAAAAGCAGUGGUUAAAUCAAGUCAUCAGGAAGCAUCAACAAGUGGCUUCAACCCUCCAAGAGUGAACUUAAAUAGUUGCCUGAUAUGCCAACGUGAGUUUGCCAGUGUGAAGAAAUUAAAAUUACAUUUAAUGACGCACACUGGAGAGAAACCUUUUUCAUGCGAAGUGUGUGGCAAGUCGUAUGCUCAACUUACAUAUUUGAAGUAUCACAUGCGAACACACAGUGCUGAACGACCCUUCUCUUGUAGGAUUUGUGGGAAGACCUUUAUAACAGGAAAUAACCUACACGACCAUCUUCAAACGCAUGAUGUAAAUCGACCUACUUUUUCAUGCUUGGAAUGUGGAAAAACCGUCUCGACAAAACGAUCUUUGAGAAAGCACAUGAGAGCGCACGCAAGUGAUAAACCCCAUGUGUGCACUGUUUGUAAAACUAGGUUUGCUUAUCCUACAAUUUUAAAAUACCACAUGAUGAAACAUAAUGGUAAAAAGGAUCAUUUUUGCAAGUUAUGUGAAAAAGGUUUUCUUUUACGAUCUGAACUAGUGAGUCAUUCAUAUGAACACGCCGGGGAUAAAAAAUUUCGCUGCGAGAUUUGCAAGCAGAAAUUUCCCAAUGACGAUGGCCUAAAGGCACAUAUGCGUAAACAUUCUGGCCUAGACCCAUUCUCUUGCAAGACAUGUGAUAAGACCUUCUCACAACGUUCUUAUUUAAAGAUCCAUAAACGAAUUCAUACUGGUAACAAACCGUACCCCUGUAAAUUAUGUGAAACAAAAUUUUACACCAACGCUGCUUUAAAAUAUCACAUUACGGAAAAACAUAGCGAAGAACAUGCGUGCAGAAGAUGUGAUCUCACUUACAAAGAAAUUGAUGAGCUUCAGAGGCACAGACAACUUGUUCAUCUAAAAAAAUGGUCUUGUAAAACAUGUGGAAAAGCUUUCAAACGUCAGACUCAGUUGGAAGAACAUGAGUGGGUCCAUCUUGGUAAGAAACCACAUUUCUGCGAAGUGUGUGGAAAAAAAUUCUCGAAAAAGAAAACCUUACAAAGACACAUGAGACAACACAAAAUUAAGAAAAAGUUUGAGUGUAAAAUAUGUGGAAGAGCUUUUGCUCAGCGUGGCUGGUUGAAAUCACAUGAGUACAGUCACAUGGGGCCGCAACCUUUCCCGUGCAGCGUGUGUGGGAAGAAAUUUGCCACUAUGAGCACUUUGAGAGCCCACGCACACAUUCAUGAUGAAAUAAAAGCUUUCUCGUGUGAUAUUUGUGGGAAAGCGUUCGCUCAGUCCAGUGCUCUCCAUCGUCACAAAUACACUCACACCGAUGAAAAACCGUUUUCCUGUGACACUUGCGGAAAAGGCUUUAAGCAGAAGGCAUCUCUGAAAGCACAUCUUCAUACGCACAGUACAGAAAAACCAUACUGUUGUGAAGUCUGCGGAAAAGCAUUCAAAAAUAAAAGUUAUUUGCGAAUUCAUGACCGGCUACAUAGCGGUGAAAAUCCUUAUGCUUGUGCCCAUUGUGAUAAAGUUUUUGUUACUGCAACUUCAUUGAAAAUGCAUGAGCAACGUCACAGCGGAGAACAGUUUCCGUGUCCUCAAUGUGACAAAAUAUUCUCUACCCAGUCCUAUUUGAAAAAGCACAGUAUGGUACAUUCUCUAGAUAAGCCGUUUCAGUGUGAUGUUUGUCUAAAAACAUUUGGUCUCAAGCAGACUCUGAAAGAUCAUAUGAGAAUACAUACAGGGGAAAAACCUUAUGCCUGUGAUAUUUGUGGAAAGCGUUUCAUACAGGGGUCAUAUUUAAAGUAUCAUAGAAGAAUGCAUACCGGUGAAAAACCAUUUGAGUGUCACGUAUGUGGUAAAAGAUUUGCUUUAAGCCAGCCUUUGAAAAACCAUAUGCUCUUACACACAGGUGAAAAACCAUUUGCUUGCGAAAUCUGUGGUGCACGGUUCCGUCAAAAAGGAGCUUUGAAAGACCAUAUUGGAGUUGCACAUACAGGAGAGAAGCCGCAUCAAUGUGAAACUUGCGGAAAGACUUUCCGUCGUAAGGGAAACUUGAAAGACCAUAUGCAGACACAUGCAAGUGAAAGAUCUUACAAAAGUCUAUGUGGAGUUUGUCAAAAACCAUUUUUGACUAACAACGCUUUAAAGGUUCAUCUUUUGACACAUACUUAUCGUGAAAAGGUCCAUGAAUGCCGGCAUUGUGGCAUGAAAUUUAUGAAUAAAAACGGUCUCAAAGCUCAUGAAUUUGUACACGCUGGAGUAAAACCUUACUGCUGCGACGUUUGUGGCAAAAAAUUUACUUGGAAAGGUGGGCUUGUCACACAUCAAAGGACCCAUUCUGGUGAAAAACCAUACGCAUGCGAUUACUGUGGCAGGGCAUUCACUACUAAGGCAAGCAUGGUUCAGCAUAAGAGAAUUCACACAGGCGAAAGGCCUUAUGAAUGUGAAAUUUGCUAUAAAAAAUUCAGACAGCAGGUCACACUGAAGACUCAUCUCCGAACACAACACGAAGUUUGGAAAUAAAAAAAAAAGAAUCUUUUCUAUCAACAUAAUUAUGAAUGAACAAUUGAAGAAUGGUUUUUAUUUAUGACAAAACAAUUGAGUCCUGAAGAUUUUUAAUAAUCAUAUAUGUCAGGAGAAAGUUUUUUACGCUGAAACGCAAACUAGUUGGUUCAGUAAUGUGCAACUUUCGUUCACUUAUUGUACAUACACUUUUUAUUUUGAUUAUCUUGAGAAUAUUACCCAAAUUUUUAAUGCAAUAUCAACAGAGCACAGUUUAUCUAUGCUGCAGAAGUGCAUGACUGCUACUACAUGACUAAAUGGGUGCUCCUGAAUUAUGCGCGCCAAGAUGUCGCACAACCUGAACCCUAACCUGGUACACAUACUAUGUUCAGGUUGUGCGCCAAUUUGGUACUCAUACUUCAGGAGGUCCCAUAAAUGACUAUAAAAUUGUGACAUACGGUACAGUAUAGUUGUCCCGUACUUCUGCAUCGUGGACUAGUAACCAUCUAUGGAACUUGUAGUGCCAAUGCACAGAAACUUCUAGUAUGCAUUCUCAUCACUGGGCAACAAAUCGACCCUCUUAAGCAGUUGUUCUCAACCUUUUUUCUUUCUUGGCCCACUUUUAUUACACAAAAAUUCUGUGACUUAUUAACUUUUUCAUGCAAGGGAAAAACCAAUAAUUCUUUGCAAAGAUCGACAACUCCACUUAAAUAAUUAAAAUAAGAAUUACCGCUCAGUGGCAAAAAACAGCAUCGUCAUUCAUUGCUACUACAAUCGAAGUCUUCCUAAUUUAUCAAUAACAAUUUCAAAAAGUUUGUGGCCCAACUGAAAAUGUUUCUAUGGCUCAAAAAUGUCCCACUGGUUGAGAACCUGUCCUCUAGAGCAGUGGUUCCCAAACUUUUUAAAGUUGGGACCCACUAUUUAUUACCAGAGUUUAUGGCGACCCAUUUAACUUUAAUAAAUUAAUAAAACAUUGAUGGAGGAAACAAAUUUAUUUUCUUCAAAUUGAAUUUUCAGUGAAGCUAGUGAGAAAGAUGAGCUUGUUUCUUGCUAUUUUCCAUAAUAGACUUGACAUUUAUUUCAAUUUCAGAUAGUUUUAGACGUAAAAAAUUGAAAAGUUGCAGUUUAUUUCGCAAUUUGCUUUGCCACUGAUCCUAAUAACCAGUAUAAUUAAUCAAAGCUUUCUACAUCUUUUCACGACCCACUGAGAUUCCUCUUGCUACCCACCAGUGGGUCGCGACCCAUAGUUGGGGAACCGCUGCUCUAAGAGUCUAAAUUAAUAUUAAAAUUCAAUUUUUGGUGAAGAAAACUAUUCAGUAUGUAGUAUUGCAUAUAUACAAUUUAUUGAUUUGUAUGUCUUGCUAGGCAAGACUAUGAUAUGUUUGUUUUAGAGGAGACCAAGCUAUGAAAAAAAUUUGACAUUUUUAACAUUGACAGUUAAAAUCUUGUAGGUGUCAAUUUCCUGCUUUUAGAUGUCCAAUUUCCUGGGUCAAAUCGUGGUGUUGGGGUCAAAUGUACAUCACAAUCUAUAAAUGGCUCUGGUCUCCGAAUAAGCGUUAUUUCCACCUCAUCCCAAUUUUACGAAUUUGCCUGGUCACAUCGAAUUUUUGAUACUCCCGAAGUAUGUGCACUAAGAUGGCGGACACCGUAAUGUAGUAUGUGUACCAAGUUAGGCCAUAAUUCCAGGUACAAAUACUACGGAAGACACUUGGAUAGUCGCCAAACUCUAAAUGGAACUAAAAGAAGGAAAAUCGGAAUAAUAUCGUGGCCUAACACUGACCUGGUACGCAUACUACGUUCCGGUGUACGCCAUCUUGUUCACAUACCAAAUUUUUUUAUUGAUGUUAAUGUUUUUACUUUUAAGCAUUUGAUAGUUGUAAUAUGUAUUAGAAAUGUUAAUGCUUGUUAUAAUUUGUAUAAACAAAAUAACUAAUUGUGUAUUUAGAUAAACUUUUUAGAUUGCUUGUUACCUAUUUUCGUGUCCACUAUCUUUUUAAUCGAAAUGGUAAGAAAGCCAUCUAUACAAUCCAAAUUGCUGAGAGAAGUGAUAUAUAUUAGUUGAUAUAUUUGGAAAUUAAAUUUUUUGUCGAGUGUUUUGUAUAGAAAAAGCAGUUUGAAUGACCCAAUUUGGUUUGUGUAGUUGACUUUUAUUUUGCAAUUGCUUGACAUUGAAACAGAUGCCGUUAAUAUUUUUGUAUCGCUGGGGCUGGCAAAUAAGCUCAUAUUGUUAUCUGAGCUUGAGAAAUCAAAGAUAAAUGGCAACACGUUUCGUUAGAGAGACACUGCGUAGUUGGAUAGAAUAAUUUUCUUUUAAGCCCGUAACCUCUUCCAAUAUAAUAAAAUAUUCCUUAAUAACCUCUGAGAGUCGGCGUUAUUAUGCAAGUGCGGCACUUCUCUGAUUCUAUAUAUCCUCUCAAAAUCGAUACAGAUUGAUGUUUCGAGCUGGUUUUAAUAAUUUUGUAUUUCAAAGCAAACGUCUAAAAGAGUACACUAUAUAUUUGUGUCAAAUUGCUGUACUCUUUGCGACCCCUGUGGCAACAUUGCCAGUGGCUAACAAACGUGAACUUUAUAUUCAGCCAGCUCCGCCGAUUGAAAAACCCUAUUUUUUGUGUUUAUUUCAUGUCAAUAUUCGUUAUGUAUAUAUUUUAUCUUCACAAACAACUGUAUGUGUGCUAUUGUAAGCACAAAUGAUUGUAUUAACCACUUAGGUGUUAAUUCGUCGUUUUCAUUUAUACUGCGUGACCCCAAGAAAAACAGAACCCAAAUUAUUUGGAACAUACUCUACAGAGAACAUAACUUUUGUGCAAAAUGGGUACAAUCAUACACAAUCAUUCAAACCGAUGUGUUAGGACCACAAUAGUAGUUUUGGUUGCAUCGUAAUUUGACGUUUAAUGUUGCGAUUGUGUUUUACCAGUGAUUCUCAAACUUUUGGAAUUUGUCAAGUCCCCACCUCAAAAUUAACAGCUAACAAUAAGCUACAAAUAACAGAUAGUGAAGGCGAAAUAUGUUUUAUUCAAAAAACACGUCGUAAAUAUGCAGCGUAUAUAAUGAAAUAAAUGUGAUUAAAAUAUUUUAAGUACGGCUGGCAAGAUGGAAUCAAACAAAUAUUUUUAUUUUCCUUCACAACCCCUCAAAAAAUUGUCUAUGCUCCCAUUGUGGGUAAGCCACACACCUUUUGAGAACCACUGGUGUAUACAGUAUGUUGGAAAUAAACGAGGCCUACACGAUACUGGAAAUGUGUGUAAAUGGCCCAGUAGUACAUAAAGUUUGUCGGUCAAUCCGACUAGGCCAACUUUAAAUAUGUCAGUUUACUAAACAUGUUGAACUAGAAAGCUAUUUGAAAUCUUAUGUAAAUUUAACUAGCAUUUUCAAGCACAGUUUUAUAUCUACUUGCACUACUGUUAACUAAUGCAUGAUCCAACCACGGAAAUGAUUGUUCAUUCAAACUUCAACUUAAAAAUGAAAAUUCAAAAACAUUUUGCUGUGAAAAUAUAUUUGGUAUCGACUAAUCCCGAUUUCUAUUACGCUUGUACUAUCGUUAGCUUGUGCAGCAGUUUAUGAUGUGACCACAUGAAUGAUUGUUUAUCUAGUUUUUCUUAAGGAUCAUGACUGAAAAAUUCAAAUAAUCCUGUUGUGUGUUAUCAUGUACAUUAUAUAUCGCCUGAAUCAUGUUUCGCGAUUGAAUUUACUGGAAUAAAUGCUUGUUUCAAUGAACAGUUGAAUUU